CACGUUUAUCUAAAAAUAUAUGAAUUAAAUAGUAUGGAAUAAGGGCGACUCAGGUAAAUAUUUCCAUAUAUAAACAACAAUCCUUUGAAACAUCUCAUUACACUGACAAUCGCUCAUAACAUAUCAAACACUGAACACGUGCGCGUGACUACGAUUAAAAAUGAAUAGAACCAGUGCGACUUUAAUGCUCCAAACUAUUAUGGUGCUGAUGGAAAAGCAGAACUCGUCUGGAGUUACACAUUUCCCGACUGGUUUUUAUGAGGAUGCGGAAAUUGAGCGGUGCUAUCAGCCAUAUGGGUGCUUUUCAAAAGCCUACCCCUGGACAGAACAUCGGCCUGACAACUACUUUCCGGUGUCCCCAGAAACUCUUGGCGUAAGAUAUGCCGUGUUCACGAGACGAAAUAGAAAGAUACCAGUGCUAUUUCAGGCGCAUGAAGAGGAAAAAGUGCGCAAUGCCAAUAUUGACCCACGAGGGCCGUUUUAUUUCAUUACGCAUGGUUUUCUUGAUGGCGGACAUAAGAUUUGGAUUCAAAAUAUAGCUGAUGCCUUAUUAAAUUUGGAGGGAAAUGAUGCAGCCACAGUUACAAUAGUGGAUUGGCGUCGUGGUUCACAGCCUCCUUAUGGACAGGCCGUGGCCAAUAUAAGGCUUGUUGGGGUUAUGACGUCACACCUUAUUUAUACUUACUACAAAGAACUGGGUUUGUCAAAUUUAAACAAUUUCCACUUCAUCGGACACUCUUUGGGUUCACAUUUGGCUGGUUACUGCGGACAUUCUUUGCAAAAGAAAUACAAUCUUAAACUCGGACGAAUUACUGGUCUUGACCCAGCAGCGCCGUACUUCAGUAACACCGUGACAUUGGUUCGUCUUGACAGAUCUGAUGCGGAAUAUGUUGAUAUAAUACACAGUAACGCUAGGCCUCUAUACUUCUCAGGAUUCGGCAUAUCCGAGCCAAUAGGCCACGUGGAUUUCUUCCCCAACGGAGGUUCCACUCAACCUGGUUGUAAAAACGACGGUUCAGCGAAUCAAGGGGGAGGAGACAUGUACCAGUCAGUGGUGAAAUAUGUUGCCUGCAACCACGAGAGGAGCUACGAUUUCUUCUUUGAAAGCAUCGCGCCCAGUUGCCCCUUCAUGUCCAUACAAUGCAAGUCAUAUGAGGCGUUCCUCGACGGUAACUGCACGAGCUGUGAUAAUAAACACCUAUGUAUUCCCAUGGGAUUUCACUCCCAAAACAUGUACAAGCGACUUCAAAUGGGCGGACUGGUUGAUACAAAUGCCAACGUUGCCUUAUACGCAUUGACUGGAAGUACUAAGCCGUUUUGCCGAGUCCACUAUGAAGUUACGUUAAAAGUAUCGAAUUCAACGGAGAGCAAAAUUCACGGACCAGAUGUUGGAAAAAUAUUAAUAACCCUAAUAGAUAGGAAUAACAACAAAAGUGACCAUCGAUUUUUGAAUGAUGAACAGAAAUACUACAGACCUGGUGAUGUCAAUACGAAACUGAUAGCUUUUAAGGACACAGGUCUUCCACCUCUCACAGUCAAGGUGGAGUGGAAGUAUGAAGCCAGUUUCCUAAACCCCAUGACGUGGCGUUUACUUAAAUCCUCCAGUCUCUACAUUGAAUAUAUUAAAGUUUCUUCGUUGGAAUAUAAUACUGAUAUAACCGUCUGUCCGAAGCUCAAGAAACCAGUGGUGGCCAACCUUCCAACGAUAAUGAAAACCAAAUAUUGUUCACAUCCAUAAAGUUAAAG
Pieris napi is the source of this 1746-nucleotide messenger RNA. Its product is annotated as pancreatic lipase-related protein 2. The transcript has 11 exons. Gene Ontology annotation, molecular function: triacylglycerol lipase activity. Gene Ontology annotation, biological process: lipid metabolic process. NCBI's taxonomy places the organism in Eukaryota, Metazoa, Arthropoda, Insecta, Lepidoptera, Pieridae. The record is from RefSeq and is a predicted model, not a curated record. Bases 161 to 1738 code for a protein of 525 amino acids.